Molecule: messenger RNA, 2569 nt
Organism: Glycine soja
Lineage: Eukaryota; Viridiplantae; Streptophyta; Magnoliopsida; Fabales; Fabaceae
Product: rhamnogalacturonan I rhamnosyltransferase 1-like
Exons: 8
Coding region: 463-2022 (519 amino acids)
Cellular component (GO): cytoplasm
Source: RefSeq, a predicted model, not a curated record
ACACCGAAUGUCUCUCUGUUUGCGUUUUAUUCUCUCUCUCUCUCUCUCUCUCUCUCUCUCACUAUAACACUUUUUUUCUACUCGCCGCCGAUCAGCCACAUCACUCUCCGGCGACACCCUUCUCCUUUUUAAUUUGCUCUUUCCCCAAAAUUGCAGCAUAUGUUUCUUUCUUUCUUUCUUGUAAAAAGAAUUGUGUGGUUGUGUGGUGCGGUUUCGAUUUGGAUAAUAAGCGCCGUCUGCGCUUCUCUGGCGGAAGAAGCGGGUGAAUGUGUCUUUCUGUUAAUGCGGCCAAGAAUUGAACUUAGUUGACGCUUCUUGAAGUGUCGGCAUUGGCGAAUGGUGGUUUCGUGAGAUUGUUUUAAGUUCGAUCUGGGGUGAAGCAAGGAUCUCGUAGGAGAGGAGAAGGGAUCAAAACGACGGCGUUUAGGGUUUUGACGGUUAUGAAGAGAGAACAGUAAAUAAAUGUGCAGGGCAGAGUGGGAAGGUUUGAUGGGUCUGAAGAAGUGGGAGAGUAAGGUUCAGAAAGUGGGAAUGGGUGUGUUAGGUUCGGGGGGUUCAGGUUCAGGUUCGGGUUCGGGUUCGUCGCGGUCGAGAAUGAAGAUGUGGAUGAUACGGGCAACCACAUCGGUGUUAUUGUGGACCUGCAUCGUUCAGUUAACGGCGUUGGGUGACAUGUGGGGGCCGAGAGUUUUGAAAGGUUGGCCUUCUUGUUUCACUCACGAGUCUGCCGUUAGAGCAAUGGAUGUCGAGUUACCGUCACAGCGUCCACCUCUUCUCCCUCCCAAGAGGGUUUAUAAAAACAAUGGAUACCUUAUGGUUUCGUGCAAUGGAGGACUCAACCAAAUGAGAGCUGCGAUAUGUGACAUGGUGGCUAUUGCCAGAUAUUUAAAUGUCACGCUUAUAGUUCCUGAACUGGAUAAAACAUCCUUUUGGGCUGAUCCCAGUGACUUUCAAGACAUAUUUGAUGUGGAUCAUUUUAUCGCGUCCUUGAGAGAUGAAGUGCGGAUAUUGAAAGAGUUGCCUCCCAGACUCAAGAUGAAAGUGGAACGCGGCUUUCUUUACACCAUGCCACCUAUUAGUUGGUCUGAUAUAUCUUACUAUAAGGACCAGAUUCUACCCUUGAUACAAAAGUACAAAGUUGUUCACUUAAAUAGAACUGAUGCUCGGUUGGCCAAUAAUGGUCAACCGAUAGAGAUUCAGAAGCUGCGUUGCCGGGUCAAUUUUAGUGGUCUGAGAUUUACUUCCCAGAUAGAGGAGUUGGGCAGAAAGGUGAUCAGGCUUCUAAGGCAAAAAGGUCAAUUUCUUGUGCUCCACCUUAGGUAUGAGAUGGACAUGUUGGCAUUUUCUGGCUGCACUCAAGGUUGUAACAGUGAUGAGGUGGAUGAAUUGACAAGAAUGAGAUAUGCUUAUCCUUGGUGGAAAGAAAAAAUAAUUAAUUCUGAUUUGAAAAGAAAAGAUGGUUUAUGCCCUCUAACACCUGAGGAGACCGCCCUUACACUUAAGGCUCUUGACAUUGAUCAGAACAUUCAAAUCUACAUUGCAGCAGGGGAAAUAUAUGGAGGGGAAAGGAGAAUGGCAGGUCUUGCAAAGGAGUACCCAAAAUUGGUCAGGAAGGAAACGCUGUUGGAGCCAUCUGACCUUCGUUUCUUCCAAAAUCAUUCAUCCCAGAUGGCAGCAUUGGAUUAUCUUGUCUCGUUAGAGAGUGAUAUUUUUGUUCCCACAUAUGAUGGAAAUAUGGCCAAAGUGGUUGAGGGCCACCGCAGAUAUCUUGGGUUCAAGAGAACGAUUUUAUUGAACAGAAAGCUCCUAGUUGAAUUGAUAGAUCAGUACAAUAAUGGAGUGCUAAACUGGGAUGAAUUCUCUUCAGCGGUGAAGGAAGCUCAUGCCGAUCGCAUGGGUAGCCAAACAAAGAGGUUUGUAAUCCCUGAGAGGCCAAAAGAAGAGGAUUAUUUCUAUGCCAACCCACAGGAGUGUUUGGAACAAUCAGCAGAUGAACCGUUGGCGUUGAGUAGUAGUACGUGAGUGAGUGAGUAAUAUGUUGGGAAAUAGUGGAAUUUACUUGUGCCAUCAUCUCCUGGUGCACUUGGUUUUUCUACCACAGAUAGUUUUUCCACGCAGUUUUAGCGAAUCAACAAGGUAGUCAAAAGGUGACCCAUAAAGAAAAGUGAAGUGAAGUGGGUAAAAACUCUAGUCAAGCAAAAACAGCCAGGGGAUACUUUAUAUUUUAUAUAUGCAAAAUAAUCAAUCCAUCACAUUCAUGUAUAGAAAGCUACCCUGCCAUUACAGGGUGAGAGCAGCAGUUCAAACAACAUGUAGACGGAGGAAUUUCUUAUACAAAUUUGGAUUUUACUGGAAACUGCCCUUCGUGGAAAGCUUCAUUCAUUGGUAUUUGCCUCACUUUUUUUCUUUCUUUCUUGGAUAUAAAUAUAUAAUAUCCCCCCUUCCUUUUUUCUUAAAUUGGCCUCCAUCAUUGUGAUUUUCUGGAUUAUUUAUACACUAAAGAAUUUGUUUGUUCGUGUAUUAGUUAAUGCCUCCUAAUUUCAUUUUCCACUUUGGUCCGUUUCGGGAA